Messenger RNA from Megalops cyprinoides (Indo-Pacific tarpon), 755 nucleotides. RefSeq names its product death-associated protein 1-like. The record is from RefSeq and is a predicted model, not a curated record. NCBI's taxonomy places the organism in Eukaryota, Metazoa, Chordata, Actinopteri, Elopiformes, Megalopidae. The transcript is spliced from 4 exons. Bases 135 to 455 code for a protein of 106 amino acids. Gene Ontology annotation, molecular function: death domain binding. Gene Ontology annotation, biological process: apoptotic signaling pathway; cellular response to amino acid starvation; negative regulation of autophagy.
GAAGCAGGAAGAAAGUGGACUCGCAGUCCCCCUGUCGUUCUCUGUUUGUCAGAGGCGUAGAAUAUAAGAAACUGAUCAGAUUUUUUUUUUUUUUAAUUCUAUUUUAGUUGUCUUAAGAAGUUGUUAUUUUGGACAUGUCUUCUCCACUGAAUGAGAAAACCAUCAUAAAAGGUGGCCAUCCUCCAGCAGUGAAAGCGGGUGGGAAGCGCAUUGUUCAGAAGCACCAUGGAGGAGGGGAGCACCCUGGCCUGGAGAAGGACAAAGAGAGUACGGAGUGGGAGAGUGGAACCAGCCCUCCAAAACCAGCACUUGUCAUUGCUGGAGCAGUUACACGGGGUGACCGAGACUUUCCCCCAGCUGCAUCCCAAGCAGCACAUCGGAAGCCUCAGCCUUCCCUGGAGAAACUGCCCCCUCAGCAUCACAAUAAACAACACAUUCACCAGCCCCGCAAGUGAGCCACGUCCUCCACACUCAGCUGCACUACAGUGGAUUAGGGGAAGGGGUGGCUGCUGCCUACCAAACACAGACGUGUUCCUUUCUUUUGUGUUGUCUCUCUGUCUAUCUUGCUUUCUCCUGUGCUCCUAUGACAGCCUAGCUUUGCUAAGGGUUAAAUUGGAAGGGGGUGGGAUCAGAGAGUGUGUAUGUGAACAAAGUACAGAGACAGGGCAUUUAUUCAUACCCCUCAGUAAGUAGGAACAAGAAACAUGAUAUGGGCAUAUUAGAUAAUUCUUUCUGAUAAAUGAUUUUAAUUUUAA